Anisakis simplex (herring worm) is the source of this 300-nucleotide messenger RNA. NCBI's taxonomy places the organism in Eukaryota, Metazoa, Nematoda, Chromadorea, Rhabditida, Anisakidae. The record is from the annotation of a GenBank genome assembly.
GUUGGUAAGAGGUUGUUCGGGGCGGGCGUGGGCGGUGAGAACCGUGCUUUUGCGUGCGCGUGGUACGCAACGCGCAGUAACCUAUCGGCCACCCACUCAGACCUAUUAUUGCGUCGUGAGAUGCGUAAUAUGUAUGUGACGCUGCUAAAUGCGGACGAUAAGGAAUAUUUGAAUUUGAAAAUUCAAACGCUGAAGAAUUUGGAGUUAUUUUUGAUGGAAGAGGAGUCGAAGAUGGUGAAGAAUAACGAUGAAUUUUGGUGGACACGCACGCACGCGAGCACGCUCGCGUGCGACAACUGA